Messenger RNA from Symbiodinium necroappetens, 1443 nucleotides. The record is from the annotation of a GenBank genome assembly. Lineage: Eukaryota; Dinophyceae; Suessiales; Symbiodiniaceae.
GCGAUCAUCCAUCGUUCAGGUCCGAAGGACACGGAGAAAGCAAAGGAGGCCAACUCCGGUGCAGGUGCCAAGGCGGGCUUGAAGGGAGAGGAAAAGGCUAAGUAUAAGACUCCGCCUGCUAACGCAAAGACCCCCGGCGGUGCGAAAGGAACACCUGUAACGUUGGAGUCACUUAAUGCUCAAAUUGAGUCCCUUCGAGCCAUGACCCAAGAACAUGAAGUGAGGAUGUUGAGCAUCACCCAAGAGAAGCCACAAGCCUCCGCUGAGGAGGAGAUUCAGGUCAAGGCUCUAUUGGACAGUGGAGCCACCCAUGCUGUGGUUCCAUUCCGACGGGAAAUGAAAGAUUUAGAACGUGUAGGGGUGACCUUAGCCGGGGACCUACGGGAGGUAUCCUGGUGCAAGAAGCGGGGACUUCGAGUUACCCACUCCCGGCUAGGGCCACUUAAGGCCAUGGAGGCUGAACUACGCCAGAUGUCUUCCCCGUGUGACCCCACGGAGGUCCCAGAGGCAGUUAAGGUAAGACUCUGUGAAGAUCUCCCAGGAGUGAGUCUUGAAGGUGACCCACUGAGGUUGUGGUCUCAAGAGCGUGGCUUAGAAUACCUGGGUGUUGAUAUACGAGGCAAAGGAGGACGAAUAGCCGCGGUGCUGUCGUCGCCACCACACCGCACAUGGACAUCUGUAGAGUGCAACCAUGAUGGUCGCAGCACAGAAGAUCCAUGGGCUGCUCAUUCCCAGGAUGCCUCUGUUCUUAAGGAAAUAGCCUCUACCUCUCCAGUGUCAGGGUCCGCACCAGGCGUCAGGCUAGGCUUGGGCCUUGAUGAAGUUGAGCCCGAGCUCCUUGAGAGCCUAUUCCAGGAACUUGACCUGGACUCAAUGAAGGCUGUGGAGGCUGAGAUACGUGACGCAACCACUGGCAUUGAGUUAGUUACGCUGCGUUACUUUGUAGGCCUCAAGUCUAAGACAGGUGCUGAUGUACAACCUCCAAUGAUUCAGGAGGAGGAUGAGUUCCUGGGGGAACAGCCACUUCAGGAGGAGGGCAAGGCCUUAGAUGAGCUGCAUCUUCAAGAGGAGAGUGGGGACCCACCAGGGUUGGAUUUCGAGCCGAGCACACCUGAUAGGCAGAGGCUACUUCUACAGAUCGCCGGGGACGUUUAUUGCAUCACCAAUGAGGUGAGAGCCUUCGACCCAAGAGGGUAUCAUGCAGUGCGCAAGAAUCCAGACUGGGUGAUUGUAGGUCUGGGCUUCCGUAUUCCGAUAAGGUUUGAGGAGGAGCAUCAAAUCAAGGUUGUGCGUCAACAACAGGAGCCAGAGAGAGAGCUCGCAGAAACCAACCUACAGGCGACUCACUUCCGAGAGACCUUCAGCUGUUCCUAUGGGAACGGGACAUUGAAUAUCUACUCCCAGAAUUGCAACGGCUGGGAAUUGAAGAACCUGAGGAUCUAA